AUGGCCUACCUUCGAGGCCUUCUCGUCGCGCUAGCGGCAGCUCCCAUCGUCUUCGGCCAGAACGCGGCCUACAAGACGUGUCUCCGCAACGCCGUAACCGAUGGCGGCAGUGUGGCUUUCCCCGAUGCGCUACUUUACCAGGAGGUGGACGUUAAUCGCUAUAAUUUGAACAUUCCGGUCACGCCUGCUGCCGUGACCUUUCCGACAUCGACAGAUCAAGUCGCUGCAAUCGUCAAAUGCGCGGCUGACAACGGAUAUCCUGUCCAAGCUAAGAGUGGCGGUCACAGCUACGGCAAUUAUGGACUCGGCGGAACGGACGGAGCAAUUGUCGUCGAUAUGAAGAAUUUCCAACAAUUUUCAAUGAACUACACCACGUGGCAUGCGACAAUUGGGCCUGGAACGCUCCUUGAAGAUAUAACUACCCGUUUGUACAACGCGGGUAAACGUGCCAUGGCCCAUGGAACCUCUCCACAGAUCGGGGCUGGCGGGCACUUUACCAUCGGUGGCCUAGGUCCACUUUCGCGCCAAUUCGGAAUGGCCCUUGAUCAUACUCUCGAGGUAGAAGUAGUGCUCGCAAACGGAACCAUAGUUCGUGCUUCUGAAAGUGAGAAUUCCGAUGUUUUCUGGGCCAUCCGAGGCGCAGGCUCUGGUUUUGGUAUCGUGACCGAGUUCGUUGUGCGCACAGAGCCCGCACCGGGUACUGCAGUGCAAUACGAGUUCUCUAUUAGUAUCGGCGAUGCGAAAUCUCAAGCCGCGCUAUAUAAGCAAUGGCAGGCAUAUGUCUCGAACCCAGAUCUCACGUGGAAGCUAGCAUCUACCCUCUGGGUACUCCAAGAUACCAUGAUCAUCUCCGGUACAUACUUUGGAACAAAGGCAGAAUAUGACGCAUUAGACAUGGCAAGUCAAUUCCCUGGUGCUAACGGCACUGCCAUUGUUUUCGAAGACUUUCUCGGUCUGGUAGCCGAAUGGGGCGAGGAGAUAGCCCUUAAAUUAUCAGGAGGAAUCCCGUCCAACUUCUAUGCCAAAUCGACUGCAUGGACACCACAGGACUUGAUGUCGGAUACGUCGAUAGACCAAUUCUUCGAAUAUGUUGAAACAGCGAACAAAGGCACCCUUCUCUGGCUCCUUGUGUUUGACUUCGAGGGCGGUUUCAUCAAUGAGAUCCCUGCCGAUGCCACCUCCUAUCCCCACAGAGAUGUUUUGAUCUGGCUCCAGACAUAUUCCAUCAACCUUCUUGGGCGUGUCACACCGACUAUGAUCAAGUUCCUUGACCAACUGAACGUAUUGGCGAACACCAGCGCCCCUUAUGAGGCAUAUGCUGGCUAUGUCGACCCGCUGCUUCAAAAUGGCCCGCAAGCCUACUGGGGUGCCAACUUACCCAGGCUAGAGCGGAUUAAGGCUGAUAUUGACCCCGAUAAUGUUUUCAGCAACCCACAAAGCCCCCAGCCAGCCUCAUAA
This is a messenger RNA of Penicillium angulare, 1458 nucleotides long. RefSeq names its product FAD-binding oxidoreductase. The transcript is spliced from 2 exons. NCBI's taxonomy places the organism in Eukaryota, Fungi, Ascomycota, Eurotiomycetes, Eurotiales, Aspergillaceae. The record is from RefSeq and is a predicted model, not a curated record. Bases 1 to 1458 code for a protein of 485 amino acids. Gene Ontology annotation, molecular function: oxidoreductase activity; FAD binding.